AUGGCUUGCUUGGUAUCUCGAACGGGAAGGGAGAUGCAGAGGUACAACAGUAGUGGUGCCAGACAAGUUGUGGGGUGCAUACCUUACAGAUAUAAAGAAGACAUUGAUGGCAAUGUGAGUGAUGAAUUGGAGGUGCUUGUGGUUAGUUCACAAAAAGGCCAAACAUUUAUGUUCCCAAAGGGAGGAUGGGAACUGGAUGAAUCAAUAGAAGAAGCAGCUUACAGGGAGUCUCUGGAAGAAGCAGGAGUUAUUGGAAUAGUUGAGCAUGAAUUGGGGCAAUGGAACUUCCUUAGCAAAAGACAUGGCACAUACUAUGAAGGACACAUGUUUCCUCUGCUUGUGAAACAACAACUUGACCUAUGGCCCGAGAAAGAUCUUCGGAGAAGAAUAUGGAUGAGUGUUGACGAAGCUGGAGAAGUUUGUGAGCAUUGGUGGAUGAAGGAAGCAUUACACGUUCUUGUUCAACAACACACAGCAAAAUAG
Sphenostylis stenocarpa is the source of this 483-nucleotide messenger RNA. The record is from the annotation of a GenBank genome assembly. NCBI's taxonomy places the organism in Eukaryota, Viridiplantae, Streptophyta, Magnoliopsida, Fabales, Fabaceae.